UCUCUCUCUCAUGCGCGCGUGAGCUCUCUCUCUGGCGGCCGUUGGAGCAAGUUGCGGUCAAGCUGGAGAUGGCAGAACUCAAGUUGUGCCUGUUCGUUCCUUAUUUACUGUGAAGCCUCGAGAUUUUAUUAGUAUGGAUAGAAGAUACUUGGCGGCGGCGGCAGCAUUAGCAGUAGUGCCAGUGAAGGAGGAUGGAGCAGAGGAUCCGGCUUGGGUUAUAGAUCGAGGAUCCCGACUAUGUUGUUCUCGAUGUUCACUAAUUUUGCUCGAAUUUACGUCGCCGGCCGGUAACGCCCCGAUGAUGCACACACCCUCUCUCUCGGUAAAUCGCUCU
Linum tenue is the source of this 334-nucleotide messenger RNA. The record is from the annotation of a GenBank genome assembly. Lineage: Eukaryota; Viridiplantae; Streptophyta; Magnoliopsida; Malpighiales; Linaceae.